UUUAUUGUCCUCAUGUUUUCGAUUUAGGGUUCUAAAUUAUGAUUAAGGGUUUUGUAUGAUUAGGGUUCUUCUUGUUCUCUAUAGAUCUGGAUUUUUUAUGAUUUUGGGAUUUUAUUGUUCUUGUUCCCCCUUUGCAAAGUAUGUUUCGUGUUUUUUAUUUAUUUUCUUCAGAUCUGGAUCCAGUAUAACUCUGUAUUACUAACUCAGUCGAAUUUGGUAUAACUAACUCAGUACUACUUGGUAUUAUGCAGUAUAACUAGUAGAACUUAGUCAAACUCGGUAUAACUAACUUAGUAGUAGUACUAGUAGUACUUAGUAGUACUUAGUAGUACUUAGUAGUACUAGUAGUACUUAGUAGUACUUAGUAGUAGUAGUAGUACUCAGUAUAAUCGGUAUAACUCGGUAUAACUACACUUGGUAGUACUCAUUAUAACUAAUUAUAAUCUGGUAUAACUACACUCAGUAGUACUAAGUAUAACUCAGUAUGACUCGGUAUAACUACAUUCAGUAGUACUCGGUAUAACUCAGUAUAACUUAACAUUAAUAUUACCCAGUAAAACGAAGUAUAACUCAGUACAACUAAGUAAAACUAUACAGUAUAAUGCAGUAUCCAAAAUUUGAAAAUUUUAAAAAUUUGAAAAUAUAAAAAUUUAUUGAAAUUUGAAUUUCGAAUUUUUUCUGAUUUAAAUUAAUAAUUUUGAAAAUACAAAGGGUAAAAUCGGAUAUUCAUGUUUCAUUAAAGCAAUAGGGGUAUAGGAGAUUUAAGAGGCCCAUAGGAGAUUGGCUCUACCACAAGUGGGGGGCAAUAGAGAAGUUGGCUCGAGGAAGAAGAGGUGAGGUAGGAGAAAAAAAUUGUUAGAGAAGAAGGGAAGAAUCAUAGGUGGAAAAGAAAGAGAGUACGAAGAGAAGGAAAGAAGGUGUAAGAAGAAAGAGGUGUGGUAUGAAGAAGAGGUGAGGUAGGAGGAAAUAAAUUGUUAAAGGAGAGAGGAAGAAUCAUAGGUGGAACCGUGAAAGAGAAAGAGAGUACGAAGAGAGAGAGAGAGAGUGAAAGUAAGAAUAGGAAACUCAUGGCACACAAUCUAUAAUAAUUUACACUUCCAUUAAAUCAAGUGCAGUUUCGUAAUUUUGGUUAGGUUUGAGGGUAUUAAGCUAAAUGUCUCUUAAUAUAAAUGACCAAAAUUAUUUACGUAAAAUUAUUUCUAUAAAUGCUUAAAAAACAUAUACCAAGUGUGUAUAAUAAAAUCAAAAUAAAUGUGAAUAAAGAAUAAAUGAUUUUGGUUUCUAGUUACAAACGACUAUAAAUCUAAAACUAAGCAAGAAAUAUCAUUUAUGAUAACUCUUAAAAAUCAAAAUCAAUUGAUUAUGCUUUGUAUUUGGUUGAACCGGGUUUUGUGAUUAAUCCAAGUCAUCGAUUUUGUAUGGGUUUUGGCUGUUUAAAUCAAAUCUGAGUUUUAAUCGAAGCCGGACUUGGUUUAGUUAAUUGUUCAACUGGUCCGGUUAUCAAAACACUGGGCUCACUAAAAGCAUGUUCUCCCAAAUAAACCGCGUUACAUAGUAAGUCGAUCCUUCUAAAGUCAAUUAACUGUUACCAUUUCUACCCGUGGAUUAAAAAUCUAAUCUCUUCUUUUCUCGAAAUAGCACGCGCCUAUUUUGAUGUUGCAACCGGCUAUAUUCGGUAACAAAUUUAUUUUCCUUUUAAAAGAAUUUACUAACUUUUCUGUUCUUUUCUUGACUGUAUAUAAAUUCGAAAAGUAUUCUGCGUUCCUAACAAAUUUCAGGAGCUCAAGCCUCUGAAUUCGUUUGACCUCACAACCAGAAUUUUCUCGAGAAAACGUACCCAGAAGUAAGCUUUCUCCAUCUCUCUUUCUGCAUCUCAUAGUUUUGAUUUUUCACCAUUUUAUUAUCAUGUUUUUAUAGCUUUCCUAGAAGAAAUGGAGGUAAAUGUAGCCACAUCCACGCCUUUUCAUUGGUCAGGACGCCAUGCGGCAAUGCCUAAGUGUCAGUCUUUGUCACAAACCAUAAACUCCUCAAAACGUCGCCGUUAUUGUAGAAGAGAUGUAUAUACAUCUGUAGUAGGAGGAGGAGGAGGAUCUUUAUCAUGCCAAACUAGAUUGAACCCUUCGACUUUUCUUGGAACCGAAUCUGGGAAAGUUCACUGGUCCAAAUCAUGUGAGCUUUUGAAAUUCACAAAGAACAGAACAGGCAUGCAGAAACAUUAUCCUUUACGUAGAGUUUGCAGUGCGAGCUUCAGUUUCUUCUCAGACCAAGAUUUCUCCACCAAGAUGCAAGAAUUAGCAUUACAGUUCAAGAUCGCAGGCGAAGAAGAAGACCUAGAGAGAAAUAAGCACCAAUCAGAAAGAAUCCACGACAAGGUAAAGCUACUACAGGAGUCUGUUCCAGGUUUAGCUUUGUUGGAGGCUCCAGGGAUAGAGAUGGUUAACCAUUCUAGCAUUAAACGGAAAGCAAACAGUGUUGAUUUACCCCUCUCCCUUAGAAUGAUUAAGAGGAAGCUACAAGAACAAGCUCUCAAAGAAGCUAGCGAAUCUAAUAGCUCUUCUAUCUACAAAGCUUUCUCUUCUAUGGUCUUCAUGAUCGAUGAGCUCCAUAGCUUUGUGUUGCAGACUAAGGAGACUAUCUUCUACGAAGAAGACCUACAAGGUGUUGUUAAGAAGGAUAUGCACGCUUCAUUUCUGUGGAUUUUCCAAAGCGUCUUCUCUCAAACCCCUACUUUGAUGGUAUAUGUGAUGAUCCUGUUGGCGAAUUUCACUGUGCAUUCAGUUGCAUCAAAUCUAGCUAUACCAGCAUCACCCGUUACUAAAGGCCAAGAUCAGAUGCAUCAAAGGUUUGAGUCUACAUUAUUAGGUCAUGUAGUAAGUGGCCAUUUUGAUAAGAUCUCCCGCUUACAAGAGAUAAGAGAAGAUGAGCUGAGUCUGUGGAAUUCAAUAGUGGAAGAAGCUGAUCAAAUGCAAGACUCCCCUGUGGUUCGUGACAUGAGACUGAAUGAAAGGACUGAAUUGGACGAUUAUGCUAGGACAGAGUCUUUAUAUGAGAUAAGUUUGGUUCAAGAACCAAACAACCAUUUACUCUUAGCUAACUACGCUCAGUUCCUUUACCUCAUCUCUCAAGACUACGACAGAGUGGAGAAAUGCUUCAAGAAAGCCAUUGAGUCAGAAGAAGUAGACGCGGAAACAUACAGCAAAUAUGCAGUCUUUCAAUGGAAAGUUCUGAACGAUCUAUGGGCGGCUGAGGAGAAUUUUCUAGAAGCCAUAUCAGCAGACCCUACAAACUCUUUCUACGCUGCUAACUACGCUAAUUUCCUCUGGCAAACCGGUGGCGAGGAAACGUGUUACCCCCUCGAAUCUUCUGAUUCUCCUCAGUAAUUCGCUUGAGACGCUAGAAACCAGAGAAUGGCAAUGUGAAUGGUGGGGAUUUGUUAGUAGAGAUUUGCAGUAACAGACAACGGCAAGACUUAGGUAGAGGAAAAAAGAAACAUGAAAAUUGUAAGUAGUGUUUGUGACAGAAACAUUACUUCUAUUUUUGUCCCAUGCUUUUGCCUUUGUUAUCACUUAGAAGUCAAUUAGCACAUGAUGUAGAUUCAAACCUAACACUUACGAUUGUGCUUUUUGGUGAAAUAGUAACUGAGCAUAUUUCUAACUUCUGUAAUUUAACGAGGCCACAAUUGAUAUAGGAUUCAUACGUAUUAACUCACUGACAGAACAAGAAAAUGUUAAAUCCAAGGUAUGUUAUUGAUAAAGAACAUUACUCUGUAUAACAUGAAAGUACUUUCUUUAUUAUCCUCUCAGUACUCAAUACAAGUACUAAGCCUAAAUCUCAUAAGAGAUUCCCAAUUACAACUCAUCAAAUGGCCAAAGUUUACAAAUGACUCAACUACAGUCUUUAUACUCGAUACUUCACUCUACACUUCAUAACGACCAUAACCGAUUCUGUUAUAGUCACAUCUUCUUAUCAAGAUACGUAGAUCUUCUUAUCAAGAUACUCAGAUCAGUCUACCAGCUGAUCCGCAG
Molecule: messenger RNA, 4025 nt
Organism: Brassica rapa (field mustard)
Lineage: Eukaryota; Viridiplantae; Streptophyta; Magnoliopsida; Brassicales; Brassicaceae
Molecular function (GO): protein binding
Source: RefSeq, a predicted model, not a curated record